Hevea brasiliensis (rubber tree) is the source of this 1846-nucleotide messenger RNA. RefSeq lists its product as uncharacterized. The record is from RefSeq and is a predicted model, not a curated record. Lineage: Eukaryota; Viridiplantae; Streptophyta; Magnoliopsida; Malpighiales; Euphorbiaceae. The coding region runs from base 624 to 1739 and encodes 371 amino acids. The transcript is spliced from 3 exons.
AUGUAAGAAAAACAAAGGGUAAAGGAGAAAAUGAGAAGAGCGAAUGUAUUUCUGAGAUGAAAGAAGAGCAGUUAAAGAGAAAACGAAAGAGAGGAGUUGUGCAUGGAGAAGAGAGAGUAUAAAAAUGUGGAGAAAAGAAAAGAGAAAAAGAGAGAAUUCUCGCCACGCUGAAUAACGCACAUAAAGUCAUGUAUACUUAAAUUUGAGUAUUUUCGUAUUACAAAUUGAAAUAUUUUAUCAUUAUAACCCAUAAGUGAAUGUAUGGGAUGUAAAAUUUGCCUCUAUAUGGAUUGGUCAUCUCAAUAAAUGCUGCAACAAUACGGGUAACUCCCCCAAAAUAGAAAAUCAAAAGCAAUCAAAUCAUGCCCACAAGACGCCUACAAGCAAGGACAACCUUUACUGAAAUCUCUCAUUCUCAAUCUUCCCAACCAUACCAUCCAUAGGUAAUUUGGUAUACGCUUUGAGGAAAGAUACGCAGUUAGACUUUUCCCUCGAACCCUCCUCUUUCCCUCUCUACCCAGCUUCUUUAAUUCGUACUUUAACCUUUCUACCUUUAUUUUUUUUAAUUUUUUUUUCAAAUAUUUCACAAACCCUUUUGAGAUAAAGCUGUUUGUAUAAUUUAGAUGAGGAAACUUUGCCCAAAUAUUGACAAUGACGAUGGGCUGGAGACAGUUCUUGAGGUUCCAAUUCCAGAAGAAAUGUUCACAAGCAUGGGCAGCAAUGCGAACUUGCGUUGGCAAAAUAUGCUUACAUGGAUGAAAGCUCAAACAUCUGACAAGUGGUCACAACCAGUCAUUGCUGGACGCAUCAACGAGCUUCGAUUUCUUCUUUACAUGGUUGGAUCUCCUCUUAUCCCUCUCCAGGUUCAAGUUGGCCAUUCUGUUCACAGACCUGUCAAAGAUUGUUCCAUUCAAGCUUCAACAGCCAAAUAUAUUGUGCAACAAUACCUAGCAGCAACAGGAGGACCAGCAGCAUUAAACGCAGUGCACAGCAUGUGUGUAACAGGGGAGGUGAAAAUUAGGGCAUCAGAAUUUCAUCAAGGUGACAAAUCCAUCAAUAAAAAAGGCACUGAAGAAGCUGGUGGGUUCGUCCUCUGGCAGAAAGAUCCUGAUUUAUGGAUCCUGGAGCUUGUUGUUUCAGGUUGCAAGAUCAUUUGUGGAAGCAAUGGCAAGAUUUCUUGGAGGCAUUCUUCCAAUCAACAAAGUCCCAUUAAUAAGGGUCCUCCCAGACCCUUACGCAGAUUUUUGCAGGGUUUGGACCCUAGGUCCACAGCAAACUUAUUUAUAGAUGCAACAUGCAUUGGAGAGAAAAUAAUAAACAAUGAAGACUGUUUUAUACUAAAGCUAGAGACAAGUCCAGCAAUUCGCGAAGCACAAAGUGGACCAAACUAUGAGAUAAUUCACCACACAAUAUGGGGAUACUUUAGCCAAAGAUCAGGACUUCUGAUUCAAUUUGAAGACUCAAGGCUGCUAAGAAUGAGAAACAAAGACGACGAUGAUGUAUUCUGGGAGACAAGCACAGAAUCUGUAAUGCAAGACUAUAAGUACGUUGAUGGAGUUAAUAUUGCACAUAGUGGUAAAACUCGUGUCAAGGUUUUUAGAUAUGGAGAACAAUCUGCAAACCACAAGAGGGAAAUGGAAGAGAAAUGGAAGAUUGAAGAUGUAGAUUUCAAUGUUUGGGGUUUGACAACUGAGCAUUUUCUUCCUCCUUCGGCUGGCAUUGAAUGUGGAAAGAAAUAGCACCUUAAUGUGUGGGUUUUCUUGGAGGAGAUAUGGGAGGAAGAAAUUUUUUUGUGUAAAUACUAGCAAAAUUGGAGGACAAUGACAAACACUAUUUUCUUUCAUUU